Aspergillus aculeatinus CBS 121060 is the source of this 1208-nucleotide messenger RNA. RefSeq lists its product as uncharacterized. Bases 163 to 840 code for a protein of 225 amino acids. The transcript has a single exon. Lineage: Eukaryota; Fungi; Ascomycota; Eurotiomycetes; Eurotiales; Aspergillaceae. The record is from RefSeq and is a predicted model, not a curated record.
ACACCCCAGAUCCCCUUCAAUCCUUGUUCAAGUUGCGAAUCGAUCAUUUCCCCGGCCCGGAAGAGGGCUUCGCAUUCGCCGACCCCGAGUCGAUAUCUGUUGCAGAGCUCGAUACCCUUGGCCAAGCGGAAUGGUUGCGCCCGCCUGCAGUCGUGCAGGGACAUGCGGUUAGGCCUAGACGAGAUAUGGUCGAUCCAGGAGGGAUCCCUGGUUCUGUGCGUCAACCCAUCCUUUACCAUAUCCGACCACGUGCAGCCGAGAUGGGAUGAGCUUGAGCUCGUGGCCGGAGAAAUCCUGGUCGUCUGCCGCCUGUAUGCCGAUUUGUGGGCUCUUUGUGCCAGUGCUUCGUUUCCUUCCGCCGCAAAAUCCAACGAGACGGCCAAUGCCCAGCCAAUGAGCCUUGCAUUCGUGCCUCUCUGCGCAGUGACACUUGCAGCGAACUUCAGUGCUUUCAAUCGAAGAUGCAUCGAACAUGAUCUUCGCGACCCCAGUGCUCCGAGAUUUCCAGGAAACGGACUCCCUGUGAUGCCGCCUCCUCGUUCGUGCAGCCUCAUUGAUGGUAUGCAGCUGGCUCAGUCUGACAGACUGCAUAACCGACUUCCAGAGGUAGUAUCCGAUACGCUCAACAAGGUGUUGCCGGAGUCCGUCGAAGCUGAUUAUGUGCCCCUUGACCUUCAUGUCGGAGCCCUCCUGUCCAAUCUGAAAGUUAGACGCAAUCGCCAGUCACAAUGUCUAGGUAUACCCGCAGCGGUUGAUCCGCAACCGCAACCCACUGAGCCAGAUCCAAAACCUGCCUCCUCUGCAAGCCAUAGAUUCAGAAAACUGCUUGGACUUGCGUGAUCCAAGGUCAUUCGCACUGGUGGUACUAUUUGUGAAUGCGAUAGACAGUCUCCAUUAGAGAAAGACCCGAGAGAGCUGGUCAUGAAAGGUUAUGAACACAGCUUCAUCCAUGCUAGAUGUCGUGUUUGCUCCAAAUCAUUCGACGCCUUGAAAUGGGGUUGCUCGCACUGGACUGAAGCACAGUAGUUGACUGGCAGCAACUCAGCCACGAGGACAGGUCGAGCCAGCACUUGGAAGUGUCAGAUCUCAUAUUGUAACUACGUUCACAUGGCAGACAAGAAUGAAUUAUUAGAGGUUGACCAGGUAGUUCCCCCAAGAGAUUCCCAUUAAUUGAAAGGCCGGAUAAGAUGAAAGCUCACUGAGACUGU